AGAGGAAGAAAAAAAGUUAUGACACACGACACACGAUCCGAUCAAUAGUCCUCCAUCGUCGUCAUCAUGUCUGCCCGGCGGCUGCUCAGUAGUCGCAUAGUCUCGGUGAGACCGCGUCUUCCCAUCGCGAGGACGGCCUCCUCCAUUGUGCCUCGAUUCUCACCCGCCAGAUACAUCUCAAGCUCGCGCAAUGUGCGGCAAGACAUUCAGGCCUUCCACUCGCAGCUCUCGGACCCAACGGCGUCCGCUUUCCUGUCCUCGCUGUCGAAGAGCUCGCCGCCUCCCGUUCCCCAGACAUUGACGGAGAAGAUUGUCCAGCGCUAUGCCGUCGGUCUUCCCGAAGGCAAAUUCGUAAAGUCGGGAGACUAUGUCACGCUGCAGCCUCACAAGGUCAUGACGCAUGACAACUCGUAUCCCGUGGCGAUGAAAUUCAAGUCGAUUGGGGCAACGAAGAUCAAGAAUCCGGAUCAGCUCGUCAUGACCAUUGACCACGACGUGCAGAACAAGUCUGAAAAGAAUCUGAAGAAAUACGCCGACAUCCAAGCGUUUGCAAAAGAGCACGGUGUUGAUUCGUACCCCCCGGGAAGAGGCAUUGGUCAUCAGAUCAUGGUGGAAGAAGGAUACGCCUGGCCGGGCACUCUAGCCGUGGCAUCUGAUUCCCACAGCAACCACUACGGUGGUGUGGGCUGCUUAGGCACACCCAUUGUCCGAACGGAUGCCGCGAGCAUUUGGGCAACGGGAAAGACAUGGUGGCAGAUACCCCCAGUGGCCAAGGUGACUUUCACUGGAACUUUGCCCGAAGGAACUACCGGCAAAGACGUGAUUGUUGCCCUUUGUGGCCUCUUCAAAAACGACGAAGUCCUUAACCACGCAAUCGAAUUUACUGGCAGCGAGGAAACAAUGCGAUCCCUUCCAAUUGAUGCCAGGCUGACGAUAGCGAACCAAUCCACCGAGUGGGGUGGUCUAUCUGGACUGUUUCCAAUAGACUCGGUGCUGAGGGCAUGGCUUCGUGCAAAGGCCACGGAGUACGCUCUGUACGAUCCAGUAACGGCCAAGCGGUUCAACCACCAGCGGUUGGACGAGCUCUUCGCGAAUCCGCUGACGGCCGACAAAGGCGCCAAAUACGCCAAGUACCUCACCCUCAACCUGUCGACUCUUUGCCCAUACGUCUCGGGUCCAAACAGCGUCAAAGUAGCCACCCCGCUUUACGAGCUCGAAAAACAAAAUAUCAAGGUGGAUCGUGCCUAUCUUGUUUCUUGCACUAACAGUAGACGCUCUGAUUUCGCAGCCGCUGCAAAGGUUUUUAGAGAUGCUGCGGCUAAAAACAACGGCGUCGUCCCCAAGGUCCCGGAGCAUGUCAAGCUUUACAUCUCUGCAGCGUCCACGCUCGAGCAGGCGGCUGCGGAGGAGCAGGGAGACUGGCAGGUUCUGCUAGAUGCAGGUGCAACUCCACUUGUCUCGGGGUGUGGUCCAUGCAUUGGACUUGGAACGGGACUCCUUGAGCCAGGCGAGGUUGGAAUCAGCGCAAGUAAUCGUAACUUCAAAGGACGAAUGGGCUCUCGUGAGGCUCAGGCAUAUCUGGCUUCUCCAGAGGUUGUCGCUGCAUCUGCACUUGCCGGAAAAAUUGCCGGGCCUGGGUGGUACUCAAGACCUGCAGAUUGGGCCGGCGUUGAGGCAAGCGAGGGCGAGCCGUUCGAGGAGAAGAGUGUGGAUGAGGCCCUCGAGGCGAUCAUUGGCAAACUUGAUUCUAUUAUCGAUUCAAGCACCUCAUCAACGUCGACUGAAACCGAGGCCGGAGAGGAUAAAGCUGAAACACUCACGGAAUUGUACCCAGGCUUCCCCGAAAAGAUUGAAGGUGAACUAGUGUUUUGCGAUGCCGACAACCUGAACACCGAUGGCAUAUACCCAGGCAAAUACACAUAUCAGGACGAUGUCUCUAAAGAGAAGAUGGCGGAGGUAUGCAUGGAGAACUACGAUCCGGCUUUCCGUGACGUCGCCAAACCAGGUGAUAUCCUUGUAGGCGGGUUCAAUUUCGGAACCGGCUCGUCGCGAGAACAAGCCGCAACAGCCAUUCUAGCAAAGGGCAUCCCUCUAGUCGUCGCCGGAAGCUUUGGAAACAUUUUCAGCCGCAACUCGAUCAACAACGCGCUUAUGGGUGUGGAGGUGCCCAAACUCAUCCACAGACUCCGUGAAGUUUUCGGUUCCGCUUCGUCCGAUGACGGCAAGGCGGCUGGUGCCAAAGUGCUCACGAGACGAACGGGCUGGACGAUGGUGUGGGAUGUCAGAAGGUCGACAGUCACAAUCAAAGAAAGCGACGGUACGAGCUGGAGCCAGAAAGUCGGCGAGUUGCCGCCAAAUGUCCAGGAGGUCAUUGCCAAAGGUGGCCUGGAGAAUUGGGUUAAGGCGCAGAUUGAGUCAUCGUGAAAAGCGCGACAACGGGG
Verruconis gallopava is the source of this 2441-nucleotide messenger RNA. RefSeq names its product homoaconitase, mitochondrial. Gene Ontology annotation, molecular function: 4 iron, 4 sulfur cluster binding; homoaconitate hydratase activity. NCBI's taxonomy places the organism in Eukaryota, Fungi, Ascomycota, Dothideomycetes, Venturiales, Sympoventuriaceae. The record is from RefSeq and is a predicted model, not a curated record. Gene Ontology annotation, biological process: L-lysine biosynthetic process. The transcript is spliced from 9 exons. The coding region runs from base 67 to 2424 and encodes 785 amino acids.